AUGAAUCAUCCUUACGAUGAUUUCCCUAAUCUCUUCUUCUCUAACAACACUGCCACAGCCACAAGCACAUCCUCCUGCGUGGAGCAACAUGAUGGCAUCUCUCUUGAUAUGGAUUGGGAUAUUGACUUCCACGAUCUCAUUGAAUCUAUGAUGAGUGAUAAAGGAGCCACGACAGAAUCUCCUCCAAUGCUGUCUUAUCACCAUGGCCAAGAGGGAAUUUUUAACUCUUCACCCACGGGGUUUUCCAUGGCUGAUGAGCUUGAUGAUGAUGUAGAGACAGGUGAAUCAAAGGGCUUGAAGUUGGUUCACUUACUGGUGGCUGCUGCAGAGGCAUCAAUUGGCGCCAACAAAUCCCGAGAGCUAUCUCGGGUCUUACUUGCAAAGCUAAAGGACAUGACUUCCCCCAAUGACCAAACCAACAUGGAGAGAUUAGCUGCUCACUUCACCAAUGGCCUCUCAAAAUUGCACAAGGGAGCUAAUGUUCAACGGCAGUACGGUCCCCACCAACACCCUGAUGUUCAUGACCAGGUGGAUGUGAUCUUAGCGUUCCAAAUGCUGCAGAAUAUGUCUCCUUACAUUAACUUUGGUUACCUAACCGCCACACAGGCUAUUCUUGAAGCUGUAAAGUAUGAGAGGCGGAUCCAUAUUGUGGACAACAAUAUCACCGAUGGUGUUCAAUGGCCCUCCUUGAUGCAGGCCUUGGUGUCUAAAAAUAGAGGUCUUUCGGCCCAACAUCUUCGGAUCACGGCUUUGUCACGUGCCACAAACGGUAAAAAAUCAGUUGCUGCUGUCCAAGAGGCUGGGCGGCGUCUAACCGCGUUCGCGGAAUCCAUAGGGCAGCCUUUUUCUUACCACCAUUGUAGAAUGGACAGCGACACAUUCAACCCUUCUUCGUUAAAACUUGUCAGAGGAGAAGCAGUGGUGAUCAAUUGUAUGUUGCAUCUCCCUCAGUUUAGUAACCAACCACCCAAUUCCAUUAUUUCCUUUUUAUCGGAAGCUAAAACACUAAACCCGAAACUUGUAACACUUGUUCACGAAGAAGUUGGUCUAGUGGGAAACCAAGGCUUCCUUUACCGGUUUAUGGACUUGUUACAUCAGUUUUCAGCCAUAUUCGACUCUCUAGAGGCAGGCCCAGCUCGUGGAUUUGUUGAGCGUGUUAUUUUUGGACCCUGGAUUUUGGGUUGGUUGGCACGUGUAGCAAUUAGUGCUGAUGAUGCAGAAGUUGAGAGUGUUGCUUCAUGGCCGAUGUGGUUAGCUACUAAUGGGUUUAAACCAGUGGAAGUCAGCUUUGCCAACCGUUGCCAAGCGAAGCUCUUUUUGAGUUUGUUUAACGAUGGGUAUGAAGUGGAAGAAUUAGGCCAAAACGGGCUCGUUUUGGGAUGGAAAUCUCGACGUCUUGUGUCGGCCUCUUUUUGGGCCUCGUGCGAGUCGAGUGAAUAAAAUUCUAUAUAUAAUACAUACAUGAGUGAUAUAUGAAGGCAUCAAUUAUGUAAAUAUCAAAAAUCUUCUUCUUUUUUGUCGUCAAUACUUAUAUUAGAUUAGGC
Eruca vesicaria subsp. sativa (arugula) is the source of this 1544-nucleotide messenger RNA. Lineage: Eukaryota; Viridiplantae; Streptophyta; Magnoliopsida; Brassicales; Brassicaceae. The record is from the annotation of a GenBank genome assembly.